Molecule: messenger RNA, 963 nt
Organism: Mus pahari (shrew mouse)
Lineage: Eukaryota; Metazoa; Chordata; Mammalia; Rodentia; Muridae
Gene: Tcf15
Product: transcription factor 15
Exons: 2
Coding region: 49-636 (195 amino acids)
Biological process (GO): developmental process; regulation of transcription by RNA polymerase II
Molecular function (GO): protein dimerization activity; DNA-binding transcription factor activity, RNA polymerase II-specific; RNA polymerase II transcription regulatory region sequence-specific DNA binding
Source: RefSeq, a predicted model, not a curated record
GGCGGCGGCUCGGGGACCAGGCGAGCGGAGGCCCGCGGCCGGGCGCCCAUGGCGUUCGCGCUCCUGCGCCCGGUCGGCGCGCACGUGCUGUACCCGGACGUGCGGCUGCUGAGCGAGGACGAGGAGAACCGCAGCGAGAGCGACGCGUCGGACCAGUCGUUCGGCUGCUGCGAAGGGCUGGAGGCGGCACGGCGUGGUCCGGGUCCCGGGAGCGGGCGGCGAGCGAGCAGCGGCGCGGGCCCCGUGGUGGUGGUGCGGCAGCGACAGGCGGCCAACGCGCGCGAGCGAGACCGCACGCAGAGCGUGAACACGGCUUUCACCGCCCUGCGCACGCUCAUCCCCACCGAGCCCGUGGACCGAAAGCUGUCCAAGAUCGAGACGCUGCGUCUGGCGUCCAGCUACAUCGCCCACCUGGCCAACGUGCUGCUGCUGGGCGACGCGGUCGACGACGGGCAGCCGUGUUUCCGCGCGGCGGGCGGUGGCAAGAGCGCGGUCCCCGCCGCCGACGGCCGUCAGCCGCGCUCCAUCUGCACCUUCUGUCUCAGCAACCAGCGCAAGGGGGGCAGCCGUCGUGACCUGGGGGGCAGCUGCUUGAAAGUGAGGGGUGUAGCCCCCCUCCGAGGGCCUCGGCGAUGAACCUGGAUCCCUGCAGUGUUUUCUCCAAGAAGGACUCGAGAGAAAGAGGCCAUGAGCCAGCCCCUAGCUGGACAGGGGAGAAGAUUCCAGAAGUCCAAACCACUCCUGCGUUGUGUAAGGACCAGAGGACAAUGGCCUGGGCACAGGGCUCACUCACCCUGGAGAGCCACAAGGACCCAUCUAGCCAUCCAGGCCUAGCUGGCCAGGGACAAGGCAGAAAUUUUAGAAAACCAAAGACUAUUUUUGAAAGUGUAUGUGUGUGUCUGUAUGGAUGUGGUAUGUGAGCAAAUCGGGGAGGGGGUCAAAAUAAAGGUAUUUUUAAAUAAA